GCUCGGCGCGCAGCCGUUGGAUGGCGCUGCUGCCGCUGCCGCUGUUGGAUGUUUCGGAAUGUGCGGCGCAGGUUUCGCCCGGGUUCCGCUCGGCUAGCGGCACGGGAGCGCAUCUGGCCGGAGGGAGCACAUCUGGAGCAAGACGCAAAGGCUUUGAAGAGAGUUAAGGUUCUGUUCUCGUGACUCUGUUGAGGAGCUUUGAAGAAGAGCACACUGGCUUGGCUCUCAGAAGUCUCCCUCACUCCAGGAUCAGAGUGAAAUACCGGCACACACACAGAUACACUGUAAACCAGUACAGCCACUGCAGAAAGCAAAUGGCCCAGUCUUAACCAGGCCACUCAGUGCAACUGACCCCACUUCAUCAUCUCAGGUGGAGUCAGCAGGAUUGUUGUGACGUCUAGCUUCUAAGAGAGGGAACGUCGCUGUCCUCUGCACACCUCCACACAGUUGUUCAUUUCUUGGUUUCUCACUCCAUCUGUACGAGUCCUUCAGGCAUAAGGAGGAGGGAGUUAAGCCACAUGUACAGCUCUCACAUGGGAGUGACAUAGGAGCCAGUCUAGCACUGAUAACUCUGCCUUUUCUCUCUUACAUACACACGUGCACAUUCAUAUUAGUCACACGCUUGCUUGGCCACACCCCCACGCCUGGUUCAGGAUGAUGCCGUCCUACUCCUGCUUGUUUGGCUGGGGAAGGACGUGGCCUUGGUGGUGAUUGGCUGAGGCAGUGGAGCUGGACCCAUGUCGUGGAAGCGGAACUACUUUGCUUCAGGCAGCAGCGGGCUGCAGGGGAUGUUCACCCCGCGCACCAUGACCUCCAUCGCUCCCAGCAAAGGCCUUAGCAAUGAGCCGGGCCAGAACAGCUGCUUCCUCAACAGCGCACUGCAGGUACUUUGGCAUCUUGACAUCUUCCGCAGGAGCUUCCGGCAACUGACCACACACAAGUGCAUGGAGGACUCGUGCAUUUUCUGUGCUCUCAAGAGCAUCUUUGCCCAGUUCCAGUUUAGCAAUGAGAAGGUGCUGCCGUCGGAUGCUCUUCGCAGUGCUCUGGCCAAAACUUUCCAGGAUGAGCAGCGCUUCCAGCUGGGCAUCAUGGAUGACGCUGCUGAGUGCUUUGAGAACCUCUUGAUGCGUAUCCACUUCCACAUCUCCGAUGAGACUAAAGAGGACAUCUGCACAGCCAAGCACUGCAUCCCUCACCAGAAGUUUGCCAUGACUCUGUUUGAACAGUGUGUGUGCAACAGUUGUGGAGCUACGUCGGACCCUCUCCCCUUCAUUCAGAUGGUACACUACAUCUCCACCACGUCUCUCUGCUGCAGUAACCAGGCCGUGCGGAUGCUGGAGUGCAGGGAGAAGCCCACACCGGACAUGUUUGGGGAGCUUCUCCGCAAUGCCAGCACUAUGGGAGACCUGCGCAACUGCCCGAGUAACUGUGGAGAAAUGUUGCGAAUCCGCCGGGUUCUGAUGAAUUCUCCUGAAAUCAUCAGCAUUGGCCUGGUUUGGGACUCGGACCACUCGGACCUGGCCGAGGACGUCAUCCAUAGUCUGGGCACCUGUUUGCGUCUGGGGGAUCUGUUCUACAGAGUGACAGACGACCGGGCCAAGCAAUCAGAGCUCUACCUGGUGGGCAUGGUGUGUUACUACGGAAAACAUUACUCCACCUUCUUCUUCCAAACCAAGAUACGCAAGUGGAUGUACUUCGAUGACGCACACGUCAAAGAGAUUGGACCCAAGUGGAAGGACGUGGUGUCACGCUGUAUAAAGGGCCAUUACCAGCCGCUGCUGCUACUCUAUGCUGACCCCCGGGGGACACCUGUGUCAUCGCAGGAUGUGCCCUCAGCUCAGCUGGACCUGCACCACUGCAGCAAGGCGGGCUACGACAGUGAGGACUCUGGGAGGGAGCCGUCUAUCUCCAGUGACACACGCACAGAUUCUUCCACAGACAGUUACAGUUACAAGCACUCACGCUCGCACCAUGAAUCUAUGGCCUCCCACUUCUCCUCCGACUCUCAGGGAACUGUGGUGUGUAAUCAGGACAGCAGCGGCUCUCAGAACAGCAUGGACUCUGCAGGCGAGGUCCUGAAAGAGCAGUCCACACCUACGUCCACACCGAGGCCCUCCUCCACAGGCCGGCUACAGGACUAUAAGGAGACAGUGAGCAUCAUGAUCCACAGCCGCCCGCUCUCCUCGUCCUCUAGCUCGGGGGUGGGGGGGUCUGAGGCUGGAGCACGGGCCAGAGACUGGGAGGAUGAGAGCACCAGCAGCGAGUCAAAGUCUAGCUCCAGCGGGGGGCGCUACCGGCCAUCUUGGAGGCCCAGGAGAGAAGCCUUGAACAUUGACAGCAUCUUCAGCAGGGACAGGCCACGGCCAGGAGGCUACAGCUCUUUGGGUGCCUCCCCGCUGCCAGAGGACGCAGCAGCACAGACCCACGGGGAGGCUGUGUCAGGGCCAGGAGCAGAGGAUCCCACAGCAGGGCAGGCGGGGAAUGGGACAGAUGGGGCAGGGGACAGGUUUAAUCUGGGAGUGGGGCGUCUGGCUGCCCCGCCUGCUCUGAGAGGUGCGGAGCAGCAGCCACGGCUGAUUCAGAGGAUGGAGAGUGGCUAUGAGAGCAGCGAGAGAAACAGCAACAGCCCCAUUAGUAUGGACAUGCCUCUCAAUGACAACCCCAGCACGAGUGCAACCAGGGAGGCGAGCGGUAAGAGGGCCCUGACUUCAGGGCCAUCAUGGCGCACAGUGCCAAAGUCCAAGAGCAGUAGUGCCAUCUUGCAGGAACUACGAUCCCCUACAUGGAGCAGAAGCCCCACCGGCCUGGGAGAGGGCCGCAGUGAAUUGGACGAGCUGCAGGAGGAGGUGGCUCGCAGAGCGAGGCAGCAGGAGCUCCAGAGGAAGAAGGAGAAGGAGAGAGAGGCAGCCAUGGGCUUUAACCCCAAACCCAGCAAGUUCAUGGACCUGGAUGAACUUCAGCACCAGGGGAAGGGGGGCAGUUUUGAGCGCUGCCUGGCUGAGGCGGACGCUCUGUUAGAGCAGUCGCUGCGCCUGGAGCAGGCUGGAGACCCAGCCGCCGCCCUGGCGCUCUCGCACCACGCUGUGUCUAAACUAAGAUUUUCCAUGCAUGAGGGCAGUGCUAACACUCAUAGCAGGACUAUGGCUGCUGACGCCAAGCUGCAAAAAUGCAUGAGGAGAGCGCGGGGCCUACAGCAGCGCAUGCAGCAACAGCCAGAGCAGCCGCAGGAGCCCAACCGCCCACAGGGGGCCUCCAGUGAACAGCCUGGCCCGGUCCAAAUACUGCUGACAGACAAUCCGGAAGAGGUGUGGGAAGCCAGUCAGGACGCUGCCCUUGGCCCGCCACCUCCUACCCAGAUGAAGCCGCCCCCCUCUAAUUUGCUCUCUGCAUUGAACUGCCCAUCGCUUGGUAGUCCCCACCCUUCUGCACCUCACACAUGCCCUCAAGACUCCACCCAAGGCAGUGACUGGUCAUUGCGUAAAGAGGAGGAAUGGGGGGGCAUUAGAUUGUCAGAUGUUCUGCAGGCCUCAGGGGUGCGGAUCAGGCCCAUCCGGAAACAUUUGGCCAUCUCCCUGCCCUCUCUGCCUCUGGACUUCUGGGGGCUUUUGGGUGAGGAUAGAGAGAUGUCCCAGCAGCAGCAGCCCCCCCCUCCACCUUCCUCCCCUGCCCCACCACUGUGGAGGAGCACCUCUCAUAGCCCAGACUGGAGCUCCCAUCCAAGGGUAGCCUCCAGCCCACAAUCUGACCCUUCCCAACCUGAGACAGGACAGGAGCAUCCCCGAGCCCCUAUAUGGCAGCCCUUACGCAACACUCCUUCACCCCGCUCGUCUUUCCCAUCCCACUCUAGCUCCAGGCAGGCCCCUGCUGCUGCUCCAGCACGUCAUUGGUCUUCCUGGAGCCUGGACCGUCCUGAUGCUGUGGUCACUCCCCAUGAGACGCCACCAGAUCAGAGCCACCUUGUCACAUCCUCUCAACACUCUCCUGGAUGGCAUAUUCCACCACGCAGCCCCCCACUGAGGAACAAGAACAUCCUCAAGCACCCUUUCUCCCAGCAGGACCCAAACCUGGAGCCUGAAGACCAGGAGCUUUCUGAGCUGGACUCACUGUACCAGGCCAGUCUGCAGGCAGGCCAUGGCCCGAGCCGAGCCCUGCAGAGAACCAGCUCUCCAGCCUCAGGGAAACCAGUUCCUCCUGCUGCGAGGAAGCUGCUCUCUGGGGUGGGGCGCUCGCGGACCCCCACAGCUGAGCUGGAGAGAACUGCAUUUGGACCACCAGGCUGUCGCAGUCCCACUGCAUACCUGAAUAUGCCACACUCAAUGGCAGAUCAGGAGCAGUACGAUGCUGAACACCUGCACCACAUUGCUCGUAGCCUGAGCGGGACCACCAUUGGACGACGGCAGGACCGCCUUGCUGUCUCCCGCAGCUUUCGGGGGGAUACCAUGGUCACAUCAUGUCACAUUUCCCCUCAGUUUUCUUACUCACAUAAUCCUCCUGUGUGUCCAUUAGCCCAUCAUGUCUUCCAUCUGCACCAUCUGCAUCCUCCUGCCCCUCCACCGCCUGUACCCCAGCAGCCUGGGCUUUAUGUGGAUGUUGCAGGACGUGUCCAGAGGGUCCCCGAGCUUCUGGCUGUGUUUGACCGGCGUCAAGCUCUCUCCGGUGGGCAGCGCUACGGUCCAGCACUGAACCAUGGCGGCCAAAUGUCAUGGGUGUCCUGGCCCGCGACAUCUUUUGAGGCCAGACUUCUCCGCCCCUGGGACAGUCUAUCAGCACUGGACUGGCCAACCACAGGCACGCGACAGGCCAAGUCCUCCAGGACUGAAGCUCCUCCCCAGGCGCAUUUACACCAUCCCUGCAAUCUCCUCCCAGGCCCUAGGGCGUCUACUACUCCCUCAGCUCCUUGCUACACUAAACCCUUGGAGAAUUAGCAGCAGUCCUGGAGGAAUGUAUCCCUGAUCACAUAAGCCACAGCUACUGCUCCAUUAUUGCUUUGCAGGUCAAAAUGAUGGGCUCCUAUCACCUCUAUUACUCCUGUGUCUUCCUUGCUGCUGUCUUUUUAAUUUUUUUUUUUUUUUGUGGGCUACUCUGCCCUCUUUCUCUAGUCAUAUAUAAUGAAUCUGGGACAGCCUCUUCCUUUGGUUCCUCUCCCUCUGCUUCUGUCCUGCACAGCAGUGUGUUAAAAUGCUUUUCCCUCCUGGCCAGUGCAAGCUGCUCUGCUCCCACAGCAUGGCGAAGGAAGGAAAAGAGCCUAACUCUUUCAUCUGUCAGUGCGGUGUCAGAUAGCCUGAUAGAGUGUGCGUGUAUCAUUAGCAGGGGUCAGGCUAACAGCAUGCUGUGGUACAGGAAAGGCUCUGAAACUCAGAAACCUCCCACAGCGGGUCAUCCCACCCCGAGCACUUAACUUAAUUAAACACGCUGUGUGGAGCUGCAGAGCCAGCGAGAGCCAGUGGCAUUCUGGCUAACUUUUAAUAUUGGUAAGUUCCAUUUAGCUUCAUCAUAGCAGACAUGAUUAACAUGAGUGGGUGAGUGUGCGGAUGUGUGUGUGUGUGUGUGCGCAUUUUGGAUCGGGGGGCAUGGCCUCAUCAUUCUCCAAUGAAAAAAUACAAAAACAAGCCAUUACUCUGGUCUCUGCCCUACAAAAGCAAACCCUAUAUAGCCCAUUCAGUCCUUUUCAGAUGAUUCUUUUCUUUUCUUCCUCUCUGUUGUUUUAAAAAGAAUCUUCUAUUUUGUAGGGUGAUGGGUAAGUAGUGUAUAGCUUGUACUGAUUUAUCAACUACGUACUUACUUAAUAGACCCUGUAAAAAGAGCAAAAUGGAAAGGAGCUGUACUUUUUUGUAUAUCUUCAUCUCUCAGCUCUGGUGCUCUGUCAGAGCAGACAUGUGCGUGUGCAGCCCUGGCGUGGAGCGUGGAUGGGACUAACUUAACCUUUUCUUUCUCUUGUAUGGGCAUUCCCUGUAGCACAUACCUGUUUUAUGUCUAGUGUUACAGGCAAAGACUGCUUUACUCGUUGUGACUGAAUAUACACUAAUAAAUGAAUUUAUUGUGAAAGUACGAAAUACUUAAGAAAUAUCCAGAGGAAUGGAGAAACUCUAUGUUAUGACGUUAUGGAAUGUUAAUAAAUUUUAGUGGUUCUAAUUAUCUGCAUUAAGACGAGUAUAGUACACUUCAGAAGUGUAAAGCUGGAGUCAACUGCUAUUUUAAUUCUAUUGACAGUUCUCCCAUUUGUACAGGGAGAUAUGCCAAGUUAAGCUUUCUUUUUAUUUCUUUUGUAACCUGCAGUGACACUGAUAACGUAGCUAUGUGGCUGAGAUACGAUUUUGAAGAUAACAGAAAGUAGUCGGUACUUCUGGCCUAUGGAAGGGAUACAGUCAUUCCAUAUAGUUUUACAUGUCUUUGGAACCUUCCUUUAGAAAUCAGCAUUUGAAAUGAAAGGUCACCUUGUAAGCCAAACUAGUUAAGCAGGGUUUGGCCAAAAAGCUACUGAAUGAAAUUGAAAUAUCUUUACGAACAAUUAAUGAGCAUUUUGCACAUGAAGGACUAGUUUAUGCUCUAAGCAUAUGGUCAUACAUACAAAUAAUUAUUGACAUAUUGUAACUGAGAUUGAUCACAUAGUACUUUGAUUAUCUAACACAUUCUUAAUCUUAUUGAGAUAUGCAUUAUUUUUGCAUUGAAAAAGAAACGAUCUGUAGUUGAUUCCUUUUAUCCACCUAAUUCACUUUAUUUAACUUUUGUCUCGACCAAAGAUUGGCACUAACACAAAGAUAGCCCAUGUUACUAUUUUUUUAAUCUGUCUUAUCAUCUAAAGGAUGUUUCAGAAUGUAGCAGUGGUGGCGCACGAGUAUGCUAUGCAACAAAACGCACUCUCCUGAACCAGCAAAGAGUCAUACUGGGAAAACCCACGUUUUUUUGUUUGUUUGUUUUUUUACAUGUACCUAAUUUUCCUUUUGACUGAGGAAGAAAGUAAUUCCUUGCUAAAUUGUCAAAUAUGUACAUAUUAAUGUCUGUACAAAUAACAGCCUUUGAAUGCUAGCUGUAGCCAGAGAGAGAUGGAUUUCUCGAAGAUGAAACUGCAUUUCAGUGGUUUUCCUGUUUGGGACUCAUUUGUAAAUGCUUGGGGCCGAGGAACUUGUAUUUUUGCAAUAAAGUUAUUACCAAUGCACUCCAGCAGGGGCGCUGCACAACCGCCUAA
Molecule: messenger RNA, 7186 nt
Organism: Pygocentrus nattereri (red-bellied piranha)
Lineage: Eukaryota; Metazoa; Chordata; Actinopteri; Characiformes; Serrasalmidae
Gene: usp54b
Product: ubiquitin specific peptidase 54b
Exons: 21
Coding region: 738-4925 (1395 amino acids)
Biological process (GO): protein deubiquitination
Molecular function (GO): cysteine-type deubiquitinase activity
Source: RefSeq, a predicted model, not a curated record